GAUAGGUACAGUACAAAUUAGAAUUUUCAUUCAAAUUAAUUAUUAUUACUAAACCUUGUUAUACUUCGACGUUUUAUACGGCUAAUAUAACAGUAGCUGUAGUCUUGUAGACCUUAAACCUAUUUUUUUUUUUUAAUUAUAUUGUUUAUAUUAUUUUAAUUGUAAGAUAUUAUAUUCUUCGUUUGGAAUAUCUGUAUCCAAUGAAUCGGCAAAACGAUAUCUGCAAGGUAGUAACGUUAGGAGAUUCUGGUGUCGGAAAAACAUGCUUAUUGCAAAAGAUAAAAUAUGGAACAUAUAAUAAUGAAAAUUCGAUGACCAUAGGAAUCGAUUGUUUACAUAAAACUGUUGAUUUGGGAAAUAAAUUAAUUACACUAGAACUGUGGGAUACAGCUGGACAAGAGAGAUUUGAUGCUAUGAAUAAGUUAUAUAUAAGAAAUGUAAUGUGUAUAUUACUUGUCUACGAUAUUACCAAUGAGGAGUCGUGUUUUAAACUGAAUAAGUGGUGUGAUUUGAUUGAUGAGCAAGCACCAAGUGAUGUAAUCAAAAUUUUGGUUGGUAAUAAAUGUGAUAAACGUACCAGAAUGAUUACAACUGAAAUCGGGCAAUCGGUAGCUGAUUAUUUAAAAAUGCCAUUUAUAGAGAUAUCAUCGAAAGAAGAUGUCAAUGUAGAUGAAUUAAUGGAUUUAAUGUUGGUAAUGUUAGUACAAUUACUAGAAAACCGAAAAAUUUUAUUAGAAGAAAAAAGAUUACAAGAUGCAUUCCGUAUUUCGCAAAGAGACUCUGAAAUCAAUGAACAAAGCGGCUGGGAAUGGUUACGCCAAUACUGUUCUUAUAUUUAAUUUAUUCAAGUUUAAAUUUAUAUUUACUCGUCAACUAUUACUUAUAGUAAAAUAUGUUUUAAAAUAAUGUAUGAUAUGUACUAAAUGUAUAGUUUUUCUGUACAUUGUUUUAAGUAAUUUUAACUUAACGACAUGGUUUUAUGAUACCAAGAUAAUUUUUCUUUAUUGUAAUUUUGUAAGAUUUUAAGCUUAAAUACAUUUUUAUCUUUUAUAAAACUGGUAUUUUAUAGUUGAAACGAUUUAUUCAUUGAUAUAUAUUUAAAAAAGAGUUUUAAUUGUAUAUAAAAAUGAAUGACUAGCUUUAACAAAUUGACUAGUAUUAAAUGUAUUAUAUUUAGGAUACAAAACAGCAUAAUGUUAAGCAAGCAACGUACCAGUGUUGUUUUUUACUUUCGCCUAUUUAACUCUUCGAUUCUGGUAA
Molecule: messenger RNA, 1260 nt
Organism: Adelges cooleyi (spruce gall adelgid)
Lineage: Eukaryota; Metazoa; Arthropoda; Insecta; Hemiptera; Adelgidae
Exons: 6
Coding region: 201-839 (212 amino acids)
Molecular function (GO): GTPase activity; GTP binding
Source: RefSeq, a predicted model, not a curated record